AUGAAUGACCUUCAGUACAUGUAUCAAAAAGAACGGAAGGAAUUUGGCAAGCAAUGUGCUUUCGCUGACAAAAAAUUCUUGAUGGCUUCCAUUUCGUCGAAUCAUGAUGAUUUUAAUGAUUAUAUCCUACGGAACCCCAUCGAGGAAGGGACACAAUUAAGCCGACAAUUUGCUUUGAGUGAGGUGAAUACAAUGUCAACAACGACUGAAAGUAAAGGAAUUCUGCACACUGAAGGUGGUUGGCCUAAAGACGUCAAUUAUUUGGAUAGCGAACAGACGCUGAGAUACCGUCGGAAGUUGGAAAAGGACGACACCUUCAUCACUCAAGUGCCGAGGAUGGGAGAAAAAGUUGAAUUUUGCAUCAAUCAAAACAAUGCAGUGAAUAUUUAUGAAGAGUAUUUUGAAGGAUUAGAACCAGCGCCAAUAGUCGAUCGAUGUCAUUCACGUACGAUGUUUGUUUAUAAAGACGUUGAGACACCAACACGUCCUAUAAGUCAUUUGUCGUGGUCGCCAGAUGGUGGUUUUAAACUUGCUAUCACUUAUUGCAAUACAGAUUUCAAAAAAAGCAAUUCAAGACUUUCGCUUAAUUCUUAUAUUUGGGAAACAGAAAAUCCAAACCAACCUCUUUACAAGCUCACACCGGCAAGUCCAUCGAUUUGUAUUGAAUAUCAUCAAAAAGAUGUUAACAUUCUUGUGAGUGGUCAGGCAAACGGUCAGUGUUGUGCUUGGGAUACGAGAGUUGGUGAGAAACCUAUUGGAAGCACACCCCGUGAAGUUUGUCAUCGAGAAAGUGUCAACUCUGUUCUUUGGAUUAACAGUAAAACGGGAUCUGAGUUCUUCUCUGGAGGUGCUGAUGGUCAGGUCAUUUGGUGGGACAGUCGAAAGCUUACAGAAAGACUUGACUAUUUAUACAUGGAUCCAAUCAAAAGUGACGAACAAGUGCUUGAACGUUCGUACGGCAUUUCCAUACUCGAAUAUGAAACAACAAUUCCCACACGUUUUAUGGUUGGAAGUGAACAAGGCAUGUUGUUCUUCUGCAAUCGGAAGGGAAAAUCUCCUAUGGAGAAGAUUACUUUGCGGAUGCAAUGUCAUGCUAGUCCCAUCUAUACAUUAAGUCGCAAUCCAUCCUUCUUCAAGAACUUUCUCACAGUUGGAGAUUGGAACGCUCGCAUCUGGUCGGAAGAUUGUAAGGAAAGUUCUAUUAUUUGGACGAAAUAUUGCCCAGUAGAGCUCACCGAUGGGUGCUGGUCACCGACCAAAUGUUCUUUGUUCUAUCUAAGUCGGACAGAUGGAAAUGUGGAAGCUUGGGAUUUAUUACAACAGCAAAGUGAACCAAUUCUGACAGUUAAGGUUUCAGAUCAUUCCAUUAAAUGUGUGAAGCCCCACGAGUCAGGAAGAAUGAUAGCAUGUGGUAGCAAAAACGGAUUUGUUCAUUUAAUGGAAGUUUCUGAGAAUAUGACUUUCAGUGCAAAGAAUGAUAAAGCGAUAUUAAAUGCUAUGUUGGAUCGCGAGAACAAACGAGAAAAGAUACUUGAGGGUAAAUUGCGCGAAAUUAAAAUUAAAUUGAAGAAGCAACAAGAGAUGGAAGCUAAGGCGGCUUCAGAUUUAUUGCUUCGUCAAGCAGAAAAAAAAGCAGAAGAGGCUAAGGCACAAGAGGAAGCGCCAAAG
Clunio marinus is the source of this 1668-nucleotide messenger RNA. NCBI's taxonomy places the organism in Eukaryota, Metazoa, Arthropoda, Insecta, Diptera, Chironomidae. The record is from the annotation of a GenBank genome assembly.